Messenger RNA from Ooceraea biroi (clonal raider ant), 669 nucleotides. RefSeq lists its product as uncharacterized. NCBI's taxonomy places the organism in Eukaryota, Metazoa, Arthropoda, Insecta, Hymenoptera, Formicidae. The record is from RefSeq and is a predicted model, not a curated record.
ACGAUAUUAUUAUCUAUCUGAUUUACAUAACCGAUGAGCUGUUCUUUCUUCUACACACGUAUAUUUUACGCUCACUGCAUAAUUAAUCUGCAUGCAUCAGCUGCUUUCCGUAUCCGUAUUUGUCAUACGUGCAUAGGACAGAUACAUCUAUACCAAAUAUGUUCGUAUAACCUAAGUUUUGCAACCUGGUCACUGCACAUGUGUAGUAUAAUUAUGUCUCAGGAAGAGAAAAAUCUAGAUGUGAAUAAAGCUUUCGAGGAUUUAUUAUUCGCAGAGGAAGUUGCACAGAAAUCAGCCUAUGAAAAAGGCUACGAAAGCGGCAAGGAGCAAUUAUUAAAGGGAUAUCAUCUUGGAUAUCAUAGGGCUAGCAUAGUUGCUGCUCAAUUGGGGUAUUACAGCGGAGUCUUGGAACAGUAUCUGCAGAAUAAUGUAGAUGCAGGCACCAAAUGUGAAAAAACGACAGCGAUAGCCAAACAGCUUUUGCAAGAUAUUAGUUGUACCUUCCCUGAUCAUCAAGACGAUAAUCUGGACAUUCUGAAAGCCGUAGAAGAUAUCAAGUUCAAAUAUGCCAAGUUCUGUUCGUUAGCAAAGAUUAAUCCAUUGUACCCUGAAGCAGAUAAACUUGAAUUCUGAUAGAACGACAACAAUGAUGGAAUAUAAUAAUCACUU